Molecule: messenger RNA, 989 nt
Organism: Ceutorhynchus assimilis (cabbage seed weevil)
Lineage: Eukaryota; Metazoa; Arthropoda; Insecta; Coleoptera; Curculionidae
Source: the annotation of a GenBank genome assembly
CAGAGCAUUUGAUACCGAAACGUUAAAAUGUUCGAUGAUCUUCUGCAAAAUGACAACGAAAUCUUUUUCAAACAGUUGGAAAAAGAUUUCCAUAAAUCAGAAAAAGACUUGAUGGAGUUUAUUGAGAUUAUGAGGAAAUGGAGUGAGACGCAAAAGCAUUUUCCUGAAAAACCAAGUGAUGGUCUUCUCCGUUUCGUAAUUCUGUAUAACAAAUUCAGCAUAGAAACAGCCAAACAGAAGUUGGACACGUUUUAUACAAUAAGAAGCUUAAUGCCGGAAUUAUUCAAAACUCAUCCUUUGACUGAAGAUUGGAUUUUUCAACGCAAAAUCUACUAUUUAGUUCCUCUGCCCAAAGUUGCAGAUGAAAACAUAAGGAUAAUCUACCAAAGAAUAAAUCCCGACUAUAAAGAUGCAAAAUAUUUUAAUUUUGAGAACAAUUUAGUUGUUUACUUGCACGUCAUGCAAUACAUGGCUGAAAAUGAUCUGUGCUAUCGUUUCCAUUUCGUUGCCGAUUGUUCUGGAUUCAAUUUGGGACAUACUGCUAAAAUGAAUCCUUUAAGUAUAAGGAAAUUACAGAUAUUAUUGGAAAAAGUAUUUUCGAAUCGAAUGGCUUCACUUCACAUCGUAAAUGCACCCUCAUUCAUGGAAUCUUUUAUGAAUAAUGUGUUUCUACCUUUGCUUAAUCGUAAACUUCGAGAUCGAGCUCAAAUUAGUUCAAACACGGAUAAUUUGUUUAAAGUAUUUGGUAAAGAACGCCUUCCGAAAGAUGUAGGGGGCGAAGAAAAACCUUUGAGUGAACUAAGUGAUAUGUUAACACAACAAUACAGAAAUCACGAAGCAAGGUUUUCUGAGCUGCAAAAUCUUACUGUAAAUGAAUCUCUAAGGCCAGACAAACUUCAAAACGAUGACUUACUGGGUUAUUAUGGCAGUUUUAGGAAACUGGAUAUUGAUUAAAAUUAUUGUUAUGAUAUAAAAUGUAUAUUUGAUUC